This is a messenger RNA of Manis pentadactyla (Chinese pangolin), 7602 nucleotides long. RefSeq names its product deleted in malignant brain tumors 1 protein. The coding region runs from base 31 to 7464 and encodes 2477 amino acids. Gene Ontology annotation, cellular component: membrane. The transcript is spliced from 61 exons. The record is from RefSeq and is a predicted model, not a curated record. NCBI's taxonomy places the organism in Eukaryota, Metazoa, Chordata, Mammalia, Pholidota, Manidae.
GGUUUCCCAGGAGCUGGAAGCCUUCCCACCAUGGGCUGCCGGGCCCUCCCGUGGCUGCUGCUCCUCCAUGCUGCUAUUCUACAGGGAGCAGAACAUGAAUAUGAAACAUCAGAAACUUUUGACACUGAGAUCCUAACACCAUUUCCUGGAGACUGGCCACAGUUGCAACUGGUGAAUGGGUCAGGCAGAUGUUCUGGACGUGUGGAAGUUUUCUACCAUGGCCAGUGGGGCAGGGUUUGUGAUGACCAAUGGGACAUGAAUGAAGCUGAUGUGGUGUGCCGGCAGCUGAACUGUGGACGGGCCCUCACAGCUCCGGUUGGGGCCCAAUUUGGUGAAGGCGAAGGAGACUUUCUGCUGGAUGAUGUGGACUGUACAGGAACAGAGAGUUUCCUGGGAGAGUGUCCUCAUGCCGACUGGUCCAUCCACAACUGCGGUCCUGGAGAAGAUGCCGGUGUCAUCUGCUCAGAGAAUGCUGAGGAAUCACAGCCAAUGCCCCAAGUCCUACCUGCCGCUGUCUCACCUCAACACCCUCCUGGAACUGCUGUGCGCUCCACACCACCAGCACUCUCAGCUCCCGCCAUCCCAGAAGACAUUAACGACCCAACCAUGCCACCAGUCUCAGCACAUAAUGAAAAGUUACCAACUGUCUUAUCAGUUCUGCCUGUGGUUGGCUCACCAUCUUUGAGUCGCAGAGCCAGUGUCCCUGGGCCCAGCCCAUCAGAAGACUGGCCUGUGCUGAGGCUGGUGGAUGGCACAGGAAGAUGCUCUGGACGGGUGGAAGUUUCCUACCAGGGCACCUGGGGGUCAGUGUGUGAUGACGGCUGGGGUCUGGAGGAGGCGCAUGUCGUGUGCAGGCAGCUUGGGUGUGGCUGGGCAGUGUCUGCCCCCCUGGGCGCCCACUUCGGCCCAGGCUUUGGAAAGAUUGUCCUGGACAAUGUGCACUGCACUGGUGAGGAGAGCCACCUGACCCUGUGUGCCCACACCUGGCUCACUCACAACUGUGGUCAUGAGGAGGACGCUGGAGCCAUCUGCUCGGAUUCUGUGAUGGCAAGCCCCUCCCCUCCAGAGGCAGAAUUAUCAUCAUUAUCAUCCUCAUCAUCAUCGUCACCAUCAGCAGCCUCCUCGUCAUUGUCAUCACUGUCAUUAUCUCCAUCAUCACUGCUGUCAUCAUCCCCAGCAUCACUCUUACCAACACCACCGCCAUCACCAUUAUCAGCAAAAACUAGUCUAUCUACUGCUGAAAUACCAACUGCCCCUGUCACCUCUAGGGAAGAACAAAUGCCAAGAGCCGACGGUGUCUCAGAGCCUCCACUGACCACAGCCCCUGAGGCCUUGACACCUGCACCUACAGGGGACUGGAUGGCCGUGAGGCUGGUGGACGGCAUGGGAAGCUGCUCAGGCCGAGUGGAGGUUCUCGUCCAGGGCACCUGGGGGACCGUGUGUGACGACCUCUGGGACCUGGCCGAGGCCGCUGUCGUGUGUCGCCAACUGCAGUGUGGCCAGGCGGUGGCGGCCCCCACAGGGGCCCACUUUGGGGCAGGCUCUGGGAAGAUCAUGCUGGACAACAUGCAGUGUGUGGGCAGCGAGAGCCACCUGGGGCAGUGCGCGCGUGGGGACGGGGCCCAGCCCAACUGCGGGCACCUGGAGGACGCCGGCAUCGUCUGCACAGGUCCAGCCUCAAGCUGGGCCCCUGUGCGGCUGGUCGGCAGCCGUGGGAACUGUGCGGGCCGCGUGGAGCUUUUCUACCAGGGAGUCUGGGGCACUGUGUGUGAUGACCUCUGGGACCUGCUAGAAGCGAACAUCGUCUGCAAACAGCUGGGCUGCGGCUGGGCCGUUGCGGCCCCGGGAGAGGCCCGCUUUGGGAAGGGUUCCGGGAAGAUCCUCCUUGACAACGUGCACUGCCGGGGCGACGAGGGGCACCUGCAGGAGUGCUCCCACGUUGGCUGGUUCUCCCACAACUGUGAGCACGGCGAGGACGCCGGCGUCAUCUGCUCAGAUGCUGACUACGCAAUGGUCACGCCACCAGGUCGCCCGCUGGCGGUCAUGGCAGGGAUGAUGGCUGCAGAAAAACCUCAUUGUGGCAGUGUUAUUACUAAUUCAUCUGGAGCAAUUAGGAACCCCCCGCAGAACGAGAUGCAUGACAACAUAACCUGUGUGUGGGAAAUCAAGGCAAACACGUCUGAUCACGUACUGCUCGCAUUUCCGUAUCUUAACCUCGACUGCACCAAUGAAUAUUUUGAAAUCCUGGACGGCCCUCCAGCCUUGGCCAAGUCCCUGGGGAAGACCUGCUCUGGAACCUACCUCACCUACUCGUCCUCCUCCAACUCAAUGACCCUCGUGUACUUCCGAAGCUUCAACAACAUAGGAAAGAACUUUGUUGCUUAUUAUUAUUCUGCAACCAAAGAGGCAGUUUCACGGACCCCGAAUCUGAUCACAAUCCCAACAGCAGCGCCCAGGACAGUAACAGCAAGACCAGGGGACUGGCCAGAGCUGCGGCUGGCGGGCAGCUCAGGCCGGUGCUCAGGACGCGUGGAGGUCCUCCACCAGGGGACCUGGGGCACUGUGUGCGAUGACCUGUGGGACCUGAACGAAGCUGAAGUCGUGUGCCGACAGCUGGGCUGCGGUCGGGCCGUGUCCGCCCUCGGGAAGGCCCACUUUGGCCCGGGCUCUGGAGACAUCCUCUUGGACAACCUGCAGUGCUCUGGGGUGGAGCGCUACCUGGGCCAGUGCGCCCACGCGGGCUGGUCGGAGCACAACUGCGGCCACCACGAGGAUGCUGGCGUCAUCUGCUCAGAUGCUGAAGAAUCACUUAUUAAAAGCCCAGGGGACUGGCCAGAGCUGCGGCUGGCGGGCAGCUCAGGCCGGUGCUCAGGACGCGUGGAGGUCCUCCACCAGGGGACCUGGGGCACUGUGUGCGAUGACCUGUGGGACCUGGACGAAGCUGAAGUCGUGUGCCGACAGCUGGGCUGCGGUCGGGCCGUGUCCGCCCUCGGGAAGGCCCACUUUGGCCCGGGCUCUGGAGACAUCCUCCUGGACAACCUGCAGUGCUCUGGGGCGGAGCGCUAUCUGGGCCAGUGCGCCCACGCGGGCUGGUCGGAGCACAACUGCGGCCACCACGAGGAUGCUGGCGUCAUCUGCUCAGGAGAACAUAACUCUUGUGGAGGGGUCAUUUCUGGUCUCUCGGGCUCAUUUUCCAGUCCACAGUAUCCAGAAAACUAUCCAACAGACAUCCAGUGUGUUUGGGAGAUCCAUGUGGACAAAACCUUCCGCAUAGAACUCAUGAUUCCAAGUUUGAAAAUGGAAGAUGUCCUUGGAUGCCCCUAUGACUCCGUUGAAAUCUUUGAUGGCCCCAGGAUUGCCUCGCUCUCCAUGGGGAAGCUCUGUGCCUCAGUAGCUGUGAUGUUUUUCUCCUCCUCAGACAUCCUGACAGUAGUGUUCCGAAGCGAUUCUGUGAUCACCAAUACUGGCUUUUAUGCCCUGUUCAAUGCGAUUCCACAGGGUGAAAUACAAUCAGAAGAUGGACUGGAGCUGCGGCUGGUGGGCGGUUCCGGACGGUGCUCAGGACGCGUGGAGGCCUUCCACCAGGGGACCUGGGGCACCGUAUGUGAUGACCUGUGGGACCUGAAUGAAGCCGAGGUCGUCUGCCGACAGCUGGGGUGUGGGCAGGCCAUUGCUGCCCCUGGAAAGGCCCACUUUGGAGCCGGCUCUGGAGACAUCCUCCUGGACAAUAUUCAGUGUCUGGGAAGUGAGAAACACCUUGGCCAGUGCCCCAGCUCUGGCUGGUCCGACCACAAUUGUGGCCACCAUGAGGACGCUGGAGUCAUCUGCUCAGAUGCCAGGGACCGGGCACCAGAUGUGACUCCUGCACCCCCAGGAGGCAGCAACUCUUGUGGGGGAGUGAUUUCGGGUCUCUCGGGCUCCUUCUCCAGUCCUUGGUACCCAACAAACUACCCCACUGACGUGGAGUGCGUCUGGGUGAUGCACGUGGCCGAGAAGUUCCACAUACAGCUGUCAAUCCCAAGCCUAAAAUUAGAAGACAUCUAUGGGUGCCCACAUGACUUCAUUGAAGUGUUUGAUGGACAGCAAGCUGCCUCACUCUCCCUGGGCAGAUUUUGUGCUGGAGCAGAGCUCACGUUCUUCUCCUCUACAAACAUCAUGACCGCAGUGUUCAGAAGUGAUGCCAUGAUCACCAACACAGGCUUUCACGCUCUGUACAAUGCCAUUCAGCAAGAUGAAAGGGAGAGGGGUGUGUCCCUGAGACUAAUGAAUGGCAGUCGCAGGUGUGAGGGCCGGGUGGAAGUCUUCUACAAUGGCACCUGGGGCACAGUGUGCGAUGACAGCUGGGACCUGAUAGACGCCAGGGUGGUGUGCCAACAGCUCGGCUGUGGUGAAGCCUGGUCAGCCCCGGCUCAGAGCUACUUUGACAGAGGCACUGGCCACAUCAUGCUGGAUGACGUGCGGUGCACAGGAAAUGAAGCAAAGGUGUGGCAAUGCGUGCACAAUGGAUGGUUUUCCCACAACUGCGGGCACCAUGAGGACGCCAGUGUCAUCUGCUCAGGUGUUGAUGGCGGUCCAAACAUAGGACCAGCAGGCUCCACUGGUGGCAGCCCCCCUGCAGGUGAAAAUUUCCAUUGUGGUGGUUUGCUCACUAAUAAUUCGGGCUCCUUCUCCAGUCCUUGGUACCCUGAGAAAUACCCUCCAAACACGGUGUGUGCCUGGGACAUACAAGUGGAUAUCAGGGCUCGUAUCAAACUUACGUUUGAAGUGGUGAAGAUGGAAGAUUUCUACGGCUGUCCGUACGACUUCGUUGAAAUCUUUGAUGGCCCACAGAGCGAAACUUUUUCUCUGGGGAGGUUCUGUUCCAGCACAACCCCGGUAUUUACCUCCUCCUCAAAUCGCCUGACGGUCGUCUUCCACAGCGACGCCAUCGUCACCAACACUGGUUUUCACGCCUCCUAUGAAUCCCUUGUGCCAGAUGAGAACAGUACUGGUGUGGCCAUCAGGCUGAGCAGAGGCAGCCACAGGUGUGAGGGCCGCGUGGAGCUGCACUUCAACGGCAGCUGGGGGACAGUGUGUGACGACAGCUGGGACCUGCGUGAUGCCCAGGUGGUCUGCAGGCAGCUGGCCUGUGGCAGGGCGGUGUCGGCCCCUGGGAGGGCACAUUUCCACCGAGGCCUGGGCCCCAUUGCUCUGGACGACGUGGAGUGUGUGGGCACUGAAGCCAGGCUGUGGCAGUGCGUGCACAAUGGCUGGUUCUCCCACAACUGCGGCCACCACGAAGAUGCCGGCGUCGUCUGCUCAGCCUCCCUGCCUUCCUCGGCACCAUCAGCUGCUGCGAGCUACUCGACUUCAGCAUCUUUUCCUGAGCUGACAGAGGGGCCCACACCAGCAGGUCUGGGCCUGCGGCUGGUGAAUGGGUCAAGCAGGUGUGAAGGCCGAGUAGAAGUCUACCACGCCAACACCUGGGGCACUGUGUGUGAUGACAGCUGGUCCAUACGGGAUGCCCACGUGGUCUGCAGACAGCUCGGCUGUGGCCUGGCUGUGUCUGCCCUCCCAGGGGCCAGCUUCAGCCCUGGGUCAGGCAGCAUCCUCCUGGAUGAUGUCACCUGCACAGGGAGGGAGUCCUCCCUGGGGCAGUGUCCUCACAGUGGCUGGUUCAGCCACAACUGCGGGCACCACGAAGAUGCUGGCAUCAUCUGCUCAGCAGAUUCUGCAGCUGCUGGACCUCCAGGUAUCUUUUCUUCAGCUCCUACAAAACAGCCACGUGUUUCCCAUCUAAUAGCUACGGAAGCUGCCGCAGAACCCGCAGAAACAGCUCCUGCAGUUGAAUCUCUGAGUAUUGCUAUAACCACCUUACCAGCUUCAGUUUCAACCACUGUGACGGCCACACCAGGUAUUUCUUCAACCUCAGCAGAAGUGGCCUCUCCAUCUGAUGAAUUUUCGAACUCAGAGGAAAUGGACACCCCCUCUGAUGAAUCUUUAAGCCCAGAAGAAAUGGACACCCGCUCUGAUGAAUCUUUGAGCCCAGAAGUAGUGGACACCCCCUCUGAUGAAUCUUUAAGCCCAGAAGAAGUGGACACCCGCUCUGAUGAAUCUUUGAGCCCAGAAGAAGUGGACGCCCCCUCUGAUACAACUCCCACUUCUGACCCAGAACCGCCUUCACCAAGCAAGGUCUCUGCAGUCUACAGUAGGCCUGAUCUGAUUUCAACAAAAGUGACACCUUCACCUGUUACAAUUUCAUUUGGUGAAGAAAUGGUCCCUCUACCUGCCCCGGGCUUGCGCCUGGCAGGCGGGCGCAGCCGCUGCGAGGGCCGCGUGGAGGUCCUGCACCAGGGCCUGUGGGGCACUGUGUGCGACGACCACUGGAACAUCCGCAACGCACGCGUCGUGUGCCGCCUCCUGGGCUGCGGUCGCGCGCUCGGUGCCCCUGGGCGCUGCCCCUUCGGCCCAGGCUCAGGGCCCAUCCUGCUGGACGACGUGCGCUGCGCUGGCACCGAGGACGCGCUGGGGAGCUGCGCCCAUGCUGGCUGGGGUCGCCACAACUGCCGGCACCGCGAGGACGCAUGCGUGCUGUGCGCAGGUCCGGCUGACUCUGUGGUUCCCAAGGGCAAUGCCCAGCUCUCCUGCUUGCCUCACCUCUUCCAAGUCACCAUUGACCGAGGCUAUCUCCGGAGGCUGGGCUACUCCUCCUGGGACAUCCACUUAAAUGACGAGCUGUGUCGCCCCCAAGUUAGGGGGCGAUACCUGAUCUUCAGCAUUCCCUAUGGCCGCUGUGGAACCAUCAGACAGGAAAGCGUCGGCUCCCACAGCUACUCCAACUCCAUCAGCGGCCGCAUUCGGGGCCACCCUGGCCGAGUCAUCGUGCGGCACAAGGUGCCUCAGCUGAAGUUUACCUGCAGGGUGGACGGCUCGUCGGCAGUUGAAAUUGUUCCCGGGGCUGAUGUCCCAUGGGAGGGUGCCAGCUACGAUGUAUCCAUAUCGUUCCUCGAGUCGCCCGUGGCCCAGCAUGUGGGACACAGGGGGCCACCCUACGCCAGUCAGACGAAAGAGGUCUUCCUCCAGGCCACGCUCCACAGCCCUGAGCCCAACCUGAGGCUGAUUGUAGAUACCUGUGUGGCUUCUCCAGAUCCCCGUGAUUUCACAACUGUCAAGUAUGAUUUGAUCCAGCAAGGGUGCAUCAAAGACAAUACCUAUGUCAACCUCCAUUCCCCCCAGAAGAACGUGGCCCAGUUCAAAUUCAACACCUUCAGCUUUCUCACCAGCUACGAUGUCGUGUACCUGCAGUGUAAGGUCACCGUGUGCAAAGCGGGGGAUCGUUCUUCCCGCUGCUCCCAGGGCUGUGCAGGGCGGAGCAAGAGGGGUGCAGGCCCCAGGGAGGCCGCAGGGGAGCAGGCGGAGCAUUUCCAAAUGGUGGGGCCACUGGAAAUCCACAGAGGAACUGGGCAGAGCAAGACCCUCGUAUGAUUUCUCCAGCUUUCACAUGAAUCUGUUAGAAAUUAGAAACGAAGUCUGUUUCUCUUCAGUAAAAUAGUAAGCUUGACAAAACAGAGAUUGUCCACAUAGAGACAGGUAAAAGAAACAGCUAAAGAGGUUCUCUCUGAA